AAACGUAAAGUGAAACGGUUUCUAGAUAUGCUUAAGCAACGGAAUUUGAUUGUUUGAGGCGACUAUUUUUUACCGUCUAGUUUUGUCGGUUGUUUAAAAAUACUUUACUUGGCUGUGUAUAUUAUUGUACGUGUGGAAGGACAAGUUUGACUCAAAUAUAUAUAUAAAUUACCACACAGCUGAGUAGAUGUUGCACAUCGUUCUUUCACACCGGUCACAUCGGGAGUGACUGGUAGAUAAUUAGAGGUUUCCUAAACGUGUGCACGCCGGUUCGCGUUUCGUGAGCGUCUGGUUGUAUCCUGUGUGACGGCGGCGUUUUCCUGUCUGGGGUUAUAGCUGUCCAGCUGUUUUAGCGUCAAAGGGUAAUAACUGCGGUUAACAUUUAUCCAGCGGGCAACAACGUGUGUCACGUUUCCAGCAACCAAAACAAAAAACCCGGUCUACUUAUUCUUCUUAGAUGAAGGGCAAACUUACAAACUAUGGGAAUAUGGAGCAAGCUUCGGUGACUUUAAAAUGAUCUAACUUGCUUUGCCAGGAAGUUCUGUAUUCCCUGGAAGUGAAGUGGUUUUUGACGUUAGACUUUAGAUAUAACUGGACAUACAAAACCUGGAUUUUUUUGAAAAGAUAACAUGGGGGACGAUCCAUUCCACCAAUUCGUAGCACUUAGAACCAGUAAAUUCGGCGAAACCUGAUGAGCUUUCAACCGACAGCAUCAAUAGAGAAACUGGACUCAGCCGGCUCAGCAUCGAGUUCAAAGAUGGAGUUAGCAGCGGCUCACCCGGCUCUCAAAGCCUUCAUGUGCGGCUCCCUCAGCGGCACGUGCUCUACGCUGCUCUUCCAGCCUUUGGAUCUGGUCAAGACGCGGCUGCAGACCAUCCAGAACAACGCCAAGCCGGGAGUGGCAAAGGUGGGAAUGCUUACGGUUUUCAUCAACAUUAUUAGGACGGAAAAUUUUUUCAGCCUGUGGAAAGGAGUUUCACCAUCAUUUGUGCGCUGCAUCCCUGGCGUGGGCAUCUACUUCAGCACCUUCUACUCCCUGAAGCAGCACUUCUUCCUGGACCGGGCACCCAACGCCGGCGAGGCCGUCCUUCUCGGGGCGGGUGCCAGGACCGUGGCCGGAGUCUGCAUGCUGCCCUUUACAGUCAUCAAGACGCGCUUCGAGAGCGGCUGCUACAACUAUGCGAGUGUAGCCGGGGCUUUGAGGAGUAUGUACCAGACGGAGGGAAUCCGGGCUCUAUUUUCAGGGCUGACCGCCACGCUGCUCCGAGAUGCUCCUUUCUCGGGCAUCUACGUCAUGUUCUACAGCCAGGCCAAGAGGGCGCUGCCCCAAGAGGUGAGCUCCGCGCCCUACGCCCCGCUGGUGAACUUCAGCUGUGGUGUGGUGGCGGGCGUCAUGGCGUCGCUGGCCACGCAGCCUGCAGACGUGGUGAAGACCCACAUUCAAGUCAGUCCAUCUCACUGGAGCACAGCAGAUGCCGUUUGCUAUAUUUAUAAGGAACACGGCAUGCCCGGCUUCUUCCGCGGUGCCGUGCCUCGCUCUCUGCGCCGCACUCUGAUGGCCGCCAUGGCUUGGACAGUCUAUGAACAGCUGAUGGCCCGAAUGGGCCUCAAAUCCUGACGAGCAACGACGCCAACCCACAACAUCGGGGACAUGUAAUGCGAGGAGCGGCUGUGUGUUUUUUUUUGUUUUGUUUUAUACUGAAAGCAAAAAAAAAGAAGAAAAAAUGUAGCUAAGUAGCUCAUGAAGACGGUAAAGUAGCCCCAUCAAGACUGAUCAAAGAAACAAGGUGGUAGAUGUUUGGCAAAGGAGAGCAAUAGUGAGAGUGUGUGUGUGUGUGUGUGUGUGUGUGCGUGUGUGUGUGUGUGUGUGUGUGUGUUAUUUAAAUGUUGUAAAUGUAUGUUUGUGAUGAGAUUGUGAUCUUCCACCUUUAGGGACUCUAAUGCCAGUCCUGAACGGUCGUUGUUCUCCCUGCUGUGAGGUGAACUUAUUCCUCCUCCUGUUCAUGCUCUGACACCAAGAGGUACGACAACCACUCAGAAAGCAGGAACUAAAACUCAUUUGAGUCCUGCAAUUCAGUUUAAAGGGGUUGCUGCUUCUUCUAAAAUCUAUAUGGACAUUUUAAAGAUUUAGUUUGACUGAUGCGGCAGACGCUUGCCGAGGUGAAUGCGGUCCGCUGCUAAAGGAAAAGAGAGAGAAUUACAGUUUGUUUCAGACAAUCACAAGGAUUAACCACAUGGAAACCUAAUGAAAUCUUGGUGUACUUUUUGACUCAGCUUCAUGGAACCAAAUGUGCUUUGAUUGAAGAAAACAAAAACAAAGGGUAAAUGUCAUAUCGAUGGCAGAAACAUGUUCACGGCAUCUCUCACAGGUCAUUUUGUGGAGUUAAAUUAUUUUGAUUUUGGAGUGUUUUAAAUUUGCAAAAAUAUUUGGAGGUAGCCUGUGGAUGUUGCAAUUACUGGAAGGGCCUUGAAUGAUACAUUUUAGGAAUGAACUCCAGUAUGCUUGCAUUGUGUACACAGCACUGUGACACAUAAGUUGCAGCCUGACUCUCAUUUUUCUGGUGAGUUAAUGAAGAAGUUGGAUAGCAGGCAUAAUAGAAAAAAUCCAAUCCAUAGCAUGUCUUUUUAUGAAGAGGGUUGUGAUUUUUUUUUCCCUUUGGGAGAGAAACACUGUAAGUCAAGAAAAUCUUUUUGUACUGACAAAGACUAAAAGAAAGCUUGAAGUACACUGUAUUUUGCAUUAUUUCCUUUACUAAAGUGAGCACUUUCAUGAGUAAGAUUUUUUUAAUUGUUUUUUUUUGUUUACAUGUUGAGUAAAUAUUUGGAAUAUAGAGUGAGCUAAGCCUUUCGAAUGAUCAUUUGGUCAAGGCAGUCAGUUUGUAUAACAGUAUUUGAAAUGCUUGAGACAUUGGUCAUUAAGCAAACAUGUUCAUACCAUUUCCUUAAUGGCUUUGUAAAGAUGUUAAAGACCCAGUGGAUGUUACAAACGAAGGGGUAAAUUGGUAUGAUGGGAUAGUACUUAGAUUUAAGUGUUAAAUUUCUUUUUUUUGUUUUAGAUGAUUUAAGUUUUCUUUUUUCUUUUUAAGACAUGCCAAACGAAAGAUAUUAAUUUGGGUAAAGGACUUAACUGCUUAUGGGAUGCUUAUGUGAGCUGACAGGAACUUUUUCUGCAGUGAAGUGUGAAAGGAGUUGAUUUUGAUAAACCUCUGUGAUUGCUGUAUAACAUAAACUGCAUAUGUCACUUUGCCAUAAGUCACACCAUUAAAUCUGGCCUUGUCUUUUGUUGUGAUCUCAACACUUGUCUUGUGAAUUGUGCUGCAUAUGUCAGGCAGGUUUGCUCAGACAGUCAAUAAAAUGUCCUUCCUUUGU
Messenger RNA from Menidia menidia (Atlantic silverside), 3369 nucleotides. The record is from the annotation of a GenBank genome assembly. NCBI's taxonomy places the organism in Eukaryota, Metazoa, Chordata, Actinopteri, Atheriniformes, Atherinopsidae.